Messenger RNA from Musa acuminata subsp. malaccensis (wild Malaysian banana), 1385 nucleotides. Its product is annotated as myb family transcription factor PHL7. NCBI's taxonomy places the organism in Eukaryota, Viridiplantae, Streptophyta, Magnoliopsida, Zingiberales, Musaceae. Gene Ontology annotation, molecular function: DNA-binding transcription factor activity; DNA binding. The record is from RefSeq and is a predicted model, not a curated record.
CUAUUUUUCAGUCAGUUCACGCUCCCGAUUGCAGUGGGUUCGCUGGCGAUCGUGUCUUCAAUCCUGCUGGAGUCGGGAAUUGGGGGCGAUUUAGCGACUUGUCAAUCUAGAUGAUGAGAAAUGUAUCAAUCCAAAGCAGUCUCAAGUAUAAGUCCAAACAGCAAGAAUCCACUUGCUCAUGACCAACACUUAGAACUGAGUGACAAUGUUGUGUUCUCGAAUAGUGGAAGGAACGAUCUUGGGAAUCCUAAUUUGGCAUCAAGACAACGUCUACGGUGGACCAAUGAGCUUCAUGACCGUUUUGUGGAUGCGGUGACACAGCUUGGUGGACCAGAUCGAGCAACUCCGAAAGGAGUUCUUAGAAUCAUGGGUGUAUCAGGACUAACUAUAUACCAUAUAAAGAGCCACUUACAGAAAUACAGGCUUGCAAAUUAUAUCCCUGAUUCAUCAGCUGAUGGUGCUAAGUCUGAAAAUAAGGAUUCUGGUGACCAUACUAUGAGACCUGAAAACUCCUCUGGAAUGCAAAUGACUGAAGCACUCAGGUUACAGAUGGAGGUGCAAAAGCGGCUUCAUGAACAAUUAGAGGUACAAAGGCAACUGCAGCUAAGAAUAGAAGCCCAAAGCAAGUAUCUUAAGAAGAUUAUUGAGGAGCAUCAGCUGCUCAGUGGGGAGCCGGCUGAACUACCUGGAGUAGGCAUUUAUGCCUACAGUAAUGAUAAUUGCUUAAACUCUGAUGACAAGACUGACCCUCCGGCUCCUGCGCCAACUUCAGUUUCCCCAGUUCAAGACAAAGCUGCUAGCAAGCCCCUGACUCCUGACUCCACUUGCCAUGUUUCCUCCCCUUUAGAGAGUCCAAAGCAUGAGAGGGUGAAGAGGCAGCGGUUCCCAGGGCAUGAAACUACAGACUUAAUGCCUGCUCAGCAUAUCCUGGAGUCAAGUUCAGGCUCAGAUUUCCAGCAGCCAUGCUCAGUGUUCCUAGCUGGCAGAGGGCAAUUUGAUGCAUCAAGCGCUUCAAUCUUCAAUGAACAAUUUGGGAAUGAUUCAGGAAGUGAAUUAUGAAGGAUUCAUGCAAGUUGCUGUUCAUCAAGGAUAGCUUGACGAGAGAAAAGCCAUGCUGGAGGGUGAAUAAUUAUUAUGUGAUUUUUCAGCUCAUAGAGUCUCAGCAAUUCAUGAGAUGCCCGCACAAAUUCACAGCUCAGACAGGAGGUUCUCUACUCCAUGGUUAAUCACAGCAGCUUAGGAAUUGACCGGGGGAUUUAGCAUCCCAUGUCAGCCAAAGAAGUGAUUGAUUCUUGAUUUUGGCUUCUUCAUUUGUUUAAUCUGUUGUGCUGCCAUGUCUAGUUCUCGUAUUAAAGUUAAAUGCAGUAGGAACUUUGACCCAUCCA